Rhipicephalus sanguineus (brown dog tick) is the source of this 6197-nucleotide messenger RNA. RefSeq names its product protein piccolo. The record is from RefSeq and is a predicted model, not a curated record. The transcript is spliced from 9 exons. Bases 226 to 4668 code for a protein of 1480 amino acids. Lineage: Eukaryota; Metazoa; Arthropoda; Arachnida; Ixodida; Ixodidae. Gene Ontology annotation, molecular function: catalytic activity; DNA binding. Gene Ontology annotation, biological process: base-excision repair. Gene Ontology annotation, cellular component: nucleus.
GCUCAGCAACGCGAAUGCGCAACUGGCGCCCGUUAGUUUUGGCGUCCAAACUGGCUUCGUUUCCCACAAUGGAAAUGUGUUGACAUCGUCGGAGUCCGAAAAAAUUUUUGAGUUCCGCGUCAACGUAUCGACGCUUUCGCGCAGAUCGGAGCCACGAGAGGAGAAACAACGCGCCAUCGUUGUUCACCUGGGAACGCAGCGAGCAAAGCCUCACCAACCUGAGUCAUGGCAGGCGGUGAAGGCACGGAUGGGCCAGAGGCCAUGACUACCACGGCACCUGUUUUCACGACCGAGCUGGACAGCCCGGCCAUGUUCGACGACCCGAACCUUCCCGAGGGCUGGUACCGCAAGGUCUGUCAGCGGCAGAGUGGGCGCUCGGCGGGCAAGUUCGACGUCUACAUAUACAACCCGCAGGGCAAGAAGUUCCGCUCACGGAACGAGUUGGCGGCCUAUUUGGAGGAGGUGAACAGCACGCUUACCGUGUCGGACUUUGACUUCACUGUCAAGGGGGAGCAGUCCAAGGCCAAGUCGGCCGGGCUGCCUCCGCCACCGUCGGCACGGAAGCCGGUGACACCGACUCCGGCCAAGCGGGAGAAGAAAGUGUCACCCGAGAAGAAGCCGAAAUCCAACAAGAAGCCGAAGUCUGAGACUAAGCCGCCUGCCGAGAAAAAGACGCCAGUGGAAAAGAAGACGCAGUCGGUGAAGAAGGCUGCCCCCGAAAAGAAGGUGUCUUCUUCCGGGGCCAAGCCAGUGUCUUCACCAGCACCUCGAACUGGUCGUAAGUUAAUGGUCAGACUCAAUUUCACUUCCCCAAAAAAGCGAAUAUUGAAAAACUACUCUGAGAAUAAGGUUGAUAGCGGGGAUGUGGGGGGCGGGACUGACGAUGGUUCGGAAAGCCCGAUUCCGGUCAAAGGCGAUGAUCAAGCGCCACAGGAAGCAGCGGACGAGAAGAAGCAGGUAGAGACGGGACUCAGCACGCCGGAAGUGGAUUCCGGCGCUGUUUCAGGAGGAGACAGCACACCCAAGAGCGAGCCUGUCCCGAAGAAGAACAAGGAAAAUGCCGUGGACAAGGCCUCAACAAAAAAGAAAAAGAAGAAGGAAAAGGAAGAGACCCCGGCAAAGAAGCCCGAUAAAGCGGUGCCUGUGAAAAAAGAAGCUCCACAGAAGCCUGAAAGCCGGAUACGGAAGCGAAAAGUAGUGGAAGUAGAGGACAUGCUCUUCAAGGAGUUUGACCGGCUGGAACGAAAGCCGGUAGUGAAGCCAAAAGCAAUACCCGAGGAGAAGAAAAAGGCCGAGUUGAAAGACAGUUUAGAAGAUGAUGUGGCUGCCAUCAAAGCAGCCGAUACCAAAGUUCCUCCACCACCAGAUGAGCCCAAGAAAGAGCAGGCAAAAGAAAAGCAUGAGGGAAAGAAGAUCAAGAAAGCGGAGGGCAAAUCUUCUAAGACCAAGGCAGAGCUGGAAUCGAAGGUUGAGACCAAACACGAGUCUGAAUCCCAACCAAAAGCAAAAGUGCAGACUCCCAAGGUCAAAGGUCACCAGAAGGGCAAAGCUCAGACGAAGGACAAGAUGCCUUCCAAGCCUGAAGGUCAGAAUGAUGCUGAGCCCAAGUCUAAGUCCAAAGUGAAGGCUGUGUCCGUACCGCAGCCGGAGUUGGAAGCCGCAGAUAAGCCUGAAGCGCACUCUGAAGGUGGGGCUGACUCAGAAGCCCAGGCUCAGUCUGGCAGCCAGUCUGAUUCCAAAGCUGAGCCAGAAGCGCAGCCCGAAUUCGAAGAUCAACCUGAGCCUGACGUUCAGCCAGAGUCUGAAGCUCCAUCCAAGGUCGAAGGCGAGCUAGAGCCUGAGGCCGAGUGCAAAGCCCAGCCAGAACCCGAUGGCCUGUCGAAGUCCGAGCCUCUUGGUGAAGCACAUGUCCAAUCUAAAGCCACGACCCGCCCCAAGGCCGAGUCGAAGUCUCAGUCGGAGGGCAAGUCAGAGGCGAAGCCUAAGGAGAAACAAAGAACGAAGAGGCUGAAAGAAGAAGAUGUUGUUAACCGAAUAGCAAAGCGAUCCAGAAAGGACAGUGAACAAAAGAAGGAUGCUGAAGGAAGUCCCAAAGCAACACUUGAAAAUGAUGCGGAGAAGGAUAAGCAGGACACGGCAUUAGAAUCAGAAGAGGCUGUUCCCAAAUCAGCCGAUACUCCUGAGAUACCAGCAUCACCUAAGAAAAGUAAAAAAGAGCGUGAAAAAGAUAAGGUUGCAGAAAAGGGUGAAGCCGAAGCAAAGCCAGUGCGGGAAAAAAGCAAGCGACAAGCGGAGCGGCAGUCGAGGAAGCACGUCGACACCGAGAAGGCACUCUCUCCAGACACCAGGCACGACACUGAGAGGCAGUCCCGAAGAGCUGCCAAGGCAGACAAGCCGCUGUCGCCAGACACGAAGCGUGACGGCGAACGACAACCAAGAAAGAGCAACAAGACUGAGAAGGCGCUGUCUCCUGGUGCAAAGCACGACUCUGAACGACAAUCCAGGCGGGGCGCCAAGGUGCAGUCUCCGGAUGCAAAGCACGAUGAAAAGAGCAGCAAAAGCGACGACAGACUGUCCGGCACAGAACCAGAGUCACAGUUCCCUAGUGAAAAGCAGAUCAGAGAGGCCGCACGCGCAAAACUAGCGAGCAAGACUGAGAAACCGGUGGAUCCAUACGAAAUUCCGCUGCCCCCGCCCAUCGACAUUCCGUCUGUACCGGACGAGGAUGAGGAGGACGACGUGGCCGUCGACGAGGCUGCGACGUUGGAGAUGACGCAGCGAGAGCUGAGGCUGUAUGAGAUGAGCCCACACCUGAUCGAACACAGUUACACCAAGAUCCCCGACGACGAAGAUGCGGAUGGCAUGGAGAAACCGCAGACACCGUCGCCUUCCCGCAAGAGGGGUCGAUCGUUAACGUCUGAGAACGAAGCCGAGCUUGACGAGGCGGGCAAGUUGCCCUCGCCGCGACGCCGGCAGCGGCGCAAGAAGGGAGUCGGCGAGAACGCCGUGCAGCACGAAGUGAAGGAGGAUAAAUCGGCAGCCCUUAUUGUGGGCCAAAGGUUGCGGCACCCUCUGUCUGUGAGCCGCCAAUUGAAAGCGAGCGGUAGCAACCGGCAGAGCAUGGCCUCUGAGAUCAAAGGUUUGCUCUUGGCGGAGUUCGACGAUCACACAGUCCAUCAAAAGGCAAGGCAUCGCGACAAGCCAUCACAGCAAGUUGCCCAAAGACCGGCAGAGUCCGAUCGUGCAAGUCCAAACGGCGAAAGAACAAAGUCCCUGAAGUCCGUCAAGUCUUGCAUGAAACGCAAGUCAUCACUGGCAGAUGGCUCGAAGCCAUUGUUGCCCGACAGAGUGCAAGAUUCAUCUGCUUUUUCGAAGCUCUGCACGAGGUUGAGGACCUAUGGCGUUCUCAGAGAAACAACUCACGAUUACUUCGAUGAGUCACCGCAAGCAGGUGACGGAAAAGAGUCACACGAGGACGCAGAAUCCACAACAGAUGACCCGAAGCCUUCAUCAAGCGAUAAACUGCAGGUGUCGACGGUAUUCUCAAAAUUGUGCGAGAGGUUCAAAUCUUACGGCAUCCUCAACGAUGCAGCUCAUGAACAGAAUCAGGUUGUCCUUGAAAAUCAUUUGACCUUUGGGAGUGAUUAUGAAGCACUGCAGGCCGAACGCCAAGAGCGUGCAUUAGAUGGCAACACACAAGAACAUCUUGGCUCUGUGAAAACUGCCAGUGCUCUGUCAUUAGGCGGAGGGCUAGCAUGCAAUGUGAAGCAGGAGUAUGGACAUUCCGAGGCCACCACGACAACAACAUCUCGUAAUGAUAAAGAUGUGAUAAACAGGUUUACAGCGGACAUGGCAGGAUGUCAAGAUCCAAGGAGGGCCAUUGUUGUGUGUGAACGAUACAUUGAUGAGCCACGUGCAGAAGCAGGCAACCUGUCUGUAGGCCACCAGGCAAGCCUGGGAGAUACGGUGACAAGUGGUGCACACGGCAACGCGCUCCUUUCAGCCAAUAACAACGAGCAUUUGCACAGCUCUGGGAAGUGUGUAAAAUCCACCAAAUUGCCAACACACAAAAGAAAAAAAGAAGCUGUCAAAAGGCAUUCAAGCGAAGAGCCCAAAGACAAAGGACCCCAGGGUGAAGGUGCUGUAGCCAGCGAGGAAUGCCUUGAGAGAAAAAAAGCAAAGUUGAGUAAGAGCCCCUACUUCAAGGCAGCAGGCCAUUCGCUGGGCAUCAAGAUUGGAUCUAAGCCCUGGGUGCCACCACGCUCACCGUACAACCUUGUGCAAGAGGAGCUCUACCAGGAUCCCUGGAAAGUCCUGAUAGCAACUAUAUUUCUCAAUCGCACUACAGGCAAGGCAGCCAUUCCUGUGCUGUGGCAGUUCCUUGAUCUCUACCCAACCGCGCACGCCGUCGUCGACGCAGACAGCGAGGACAUCGCCAAGCUGCUACAGCCACUUGGUUUGCACAGAAAGCGCGCAGAUAUCAUACAGAGGUUCUCCGAGGAGUACCUCACCAAGGAAUGGCGCUACCCGAAUGAGCUUCAUGGCAUCGGCAAGUAUGGAAACGACUCAUACCGCAUCUUCUGCAUCGAUGAAUGGAGAAAGGUCAAGCCCAAUGACCAUAUGCUCAACAAGUACCACGCCUGGUUGAAAACGCAAAACCUGGACUGAAUACCUGGUUGGCCCUGAAUAUCCCAGAAGGAGUCGGCACACCAGAGAAAGACAGGACGACAGCAGUGCGAUAGAAGUUGAGAAGAGUUCUGCACUGGCAUAUUUUGUUCAUAUAUCACCAGUGUUUUAACGUUCAUCACAGGUUUGUUUUACUAUGCUCUGUUUUACUGAAAGAAGCUGGCAAGUUGUGAAGUGCUUUUAGAAAGUAACAGCGUUGUCAAAGUCGUUUUGUGUGCUUUGUGCCCUUAUUCGCAAAGCCUGUUGCAUUGGUUGGCACCAUUAUGUUGUCUCUUGUGCCAAACUAAAACAGCAUUUAUGCAAAGAGAUGACCAGUUUUUUUCGUUUCCUUUUUUUUAGACCUUUCCUAGCUUCCGUGUUACAUCUUAAACUAACUUACUCUAGCAAAGUAACUUCUAACUACUCCAGAAGAGCUUUGAAGCUGCUGAGCUUAGUUUUUUUCAUUUGCCCUUGUGUAUUUUGCUUUUGGUAUAACAAUAAACCAGCUGCAUGGCAAAUUAUUUAAAUUCCACACUAUCAUGUAAAAAGGCGCUAGCCCACUGUUCAAGUCCUAGUAUGCAUUUAACUCCUGUUGUACUUUCGUGAGCUCAUCACAAGCCGGAAGCUGUUUUAAUUAUUUUUGUCUGUCCUGUCUUUCAAUUGCUUUACGCCUAUUGUUGCCAGUGUGGAAUCUAAUUAUUUUUUCAGUUAUCGACAAGCGAGUGUCUGGUUUACUACCGUACCGCGAAGCCAACUUGUGCGCCAAAAUUCGCGCAGAAUUCUCACUUCGACUUCAGUUCCAAAUUUUCUGCAUAUUUCGUGCGGGUUAUACGCGAGAAAAUAUGGCAAGUUUGCAGUCUUCACCUCGAAGCAGGCUCCGUGGAGAUCUAACAGUAGCCAAUCACGUAGAGCCGUCUACUCUUGCAAACGCAGUUUGCGUGUAUGUGAACAAGCAGGCAUCUUUAGCAGCUACACGCGGCAUUGAAACGCAUACGAGCGGUGACGGCUCGUAGUUGUAACUGCCAACAUUACUCAUGCAGAGAUAGGCACCAAAGGGGACAGGGAGAUGGGAAAGUGGUAAUCAACAACGUGCGCAACGUAAAGGUUGUUGGUUCAGUCCCCACUGGCGGCAAGUUGCUUCCGCUUUCAUUUUCCUUUAACUCACAAUUGCCAUGCUUCAGCCAACAACUACAAAUAAUGUCCUGUAUGCUCUUUGACAUGUUCUGUCUGAGAAAAAUGUUUCCUUCGAUUCAUUCACCUCGUUCUUCAAGCCUUUGCCUAGUUGUUUAUUAUGCAAAAAAACAAGGAAGAAAGUUGGCUUUGCUUUUGCAACCCUUUGUAAGAUAUUAAAAACAGUAUCACUUGCAUCUCAUUCAUUAACUAUCACAUGUUACAUAAUGUACACUACUUGCCGUAUGCGUUAACUACGACUGUGUAGUACGAGGAAGCCAGAGGUGGCUGUUUAAUGAACUUCAUUCUUUUAUUGCUUGUGUAUAUGUGUGUCCCCAUUCAUUGUACUCACAAUUUCAUUG